This is a messenger RNA of Daphnia carinata, 3380 nucleotides long. Its product is annotated as calpain-9-like. Lineage: Eukaryota; Metazoa; Arthropoda; Branchiopoda; Diplostraca; Daphniidae. Gene Ontology annotation, molecular function: calcium-dependent cysteine-type endopeptidase activity. The coding region runs from base 388 to 2940 and encodes 850 amino acids. Gene Ontology annotation, biological process: proteolysis. Gene Ontology annotation, cellular component: cytoplasm. The record is from RefSeq and is a predicted model, not a curated record. The transcript has 16 exons.
ACCAUUGCGUUUCGUGUUUUUGUUUUUGUUUUUUAUUUGUGGAUAAUCAUCAUCACGAAUCAUCUGCGAGAAAAAAAAUCGUGAGAGUGUAGACUGUCAAGGCCGGCCCGUUUUCUUCAGUGUGUGUGUGUUUUCUUUUUUUUUUCGUGUGUGCCCCGUGAAUUAAAAGUGCGCUCGUUAGUUGUUUGAUAACUUUGAAAAAAAACUACUGGUUUAGUGUCCCCCUGGUGACCUACUGUUUUGCUUUUCUUGAACAACAUUUUUUUCUUUUUUUUCUUUUUUUUUUUUUUUACCUGUUGAUGACGGGCUGCGUGUAAGCCUUGAAAAACAGAAAGAGAAAAUGGAACAAAACGGAGAGGAUGAAACUCUGAAUUCGACAUCAUCAUCAUGAGAUUUGUUGACAAUCUGUUGGUCAAUCAGAUUCGUCCGUUAUUUACUGCACCCACCUACUGCCUUGUCCCUCGCUUAUUCCUCCGCCUACACCCGGCCAGACGAGCCAUGCCACACAAGUGGAGAUCAGCGCCGAUCGCAGAUGGAGCGGUUCAUCGACAGCAACACCAACCUGCACCUCCGCCACCGCCGCAAUGGGCAAACAACGGAUGGCCUCCUCCGCGUGAAGACAAACAGUCCACUUUAUCACGGUACUGGACGAAUGAAAAGACGGCCAAGGAUCAAGGACGGGGAGGUUUGGCCAGCGGCGCUGUUGGUGGGACGAGCGUCGGAGGUGCCCGGCAUCUGCCGUCCAACUACCACCAGUUGAAACGCGUGUGCCGCGACAGGGGAUUGCUCUUUGACGAUCCCGAUUUCCCGUCCACCACCAGAUCGCUCUAUGCCAACAAGAAGCCGGCCAAUUUAGGAGGACCCAUCACCUGGCUCAGACCACACGAUAUUUGCCAGCGGCCAACAUUCAUCGCCAACGGGGCAUCAAGGUUCGAUGUGGAACAAGGCGAACUGGGCGAUCCUUGGUUGCUGGCCGCCAUCUCGUCGCUGACGCUAACGCCGCGUUUCCUCGAUCGAGUCGUCCCGCCCGACCAGACCUUCGACCUCCACUACUGCGGCCUCUUCAGGUUUCGGUUCUGGCACUUUGGCGAUUGGGUGGAAGUGGUCAUCGACGACAAACUGCCCACCGUCCGGGGCAAACUAGUCUACCUACACUCGAGCGAUCCGCAAGAAUUUUGGGCAGCUUUGCUAGAAAAAGCUUACGCCAAGCUGUACGGCAAUUACGAAAACCUUCACGCGGGAUUCACGACCAAAGCCUUACAAGACCUUACCGGCGGCAUUGUACAGAGCUUUUGCCUGUCGCAACAGGACAAAUUCCUGACGUAUCAGGUGCUAAACAGCGCCGUACCUCGCUCGACGCUCCUCAUCGCCAGCAUCAGUUUCGGCGAGAAGGAGGCGUCGUCCGGGAAGCAACCGCGGGCUCUGCGGCUGCGCAAUGGUCUCAUGUCGCAGACGGCGUACAGUGUGACGGGAUUGGCGCGGGUGCGGAGCAGCAGCCGCGGCGAAGUGCCGCUAGUCCGUCUGAGGAACCCUUGGGGUCGCGGAGAAUGGAGCGGCCCGUGGUCGGAGCGCUCUUGGGAGUGGGAUUCACUCUCGGAGCGUGACAAGGAACUCUUGUCCGUCCGCGUCCGUAACGAAGGAGAAUUCUGGAUGUCUUUCGAAGACUUUUCUAAGCAAUUUACGCACCUGGACUUGGUUCAUAUCGGGCCCGAUGAUUGGAUGAACGAGCCAGCGCUUCAUUCGAAGAAACCUUGGCGAGCUGUUUUGGCUAGACGUAGAUGGCGAGCCGGAUAUAACGCCGGAGGAGGGCCGCAUUACCUGGAGACGACGGCCAUGAACCCGCAGUUCUUCGUCCAGAUCCCGCGGACGGCCGCCACCAGUUCCAAGUGCCACGUGGUCGUCUCGGUGACGCAGCACUACGAAACUCGCGACGGGCUUCACCUACUCGGCAAACAAAAGAAAAUGGGCGCCGCCGGUUGCGCUAGUGGCGGUGGAAGCGGUGCCGGUUCGGCUAUCAAUCGGGCCAUGCACGCCAUCGGUUUCGCCGUCUACGAGGUGCCACCCAACGUCAACCGACUCACCGCUCACUUUGUCGCCGAACACAAACCACUGGACGUAACCAAUCAUUCAGUGGCAAGGGAAGUGGUGACGUUCUUCACACUGCCGCCGGGAGACUACGUGGUGGUCCCGCAGACGGGCGUCGCCCACUGCGAGGGGAAAUUCCUGUUGCGCAUCUUCACCGACGAACACAGCAAUAUUUGGGAAGUCAACGAAGAUAACAUGAUCUUCAGGAACGUGGCAGCUGAAGGUUUCGAAGAUGGAUUUAAACAUCCAGAAGUUCGGAGCACUUUCAACAAAUUGGCAAUCAAAUAUCCCACUGAGAUCGACGCCGCCAUUUUGAUGAAAAUCCUAAAACAGUACAACUGCUUUAGAUGGUCGGGCAACAACGCCGAUCUCGUCCGCCCGGUUAGUGUCAGUAGCAACGUCGGCAGUCCCUCGGGUUGUUGCUCCAACGUUCCGUGUUUCAAUUCGCUCAUGGGCUCGGAGAAGCCGCCCAGUCUCGAGUUGUGCAAAAGUCUGAUCAUGCUCAGGGACUUUAACAUUAGUGGAAAAAUCAAUUUAAUUGACGUUCCCGCUCUUCUUCACACACUUCACUUUUGGCGGGUGGCCUUUAGCAAAUACGACCGAGCUCAUGGCGGAAAGACGAGUAGCUACAACUUGAGGCCAAUUUUAUGGGAAUCUGGAUUGACCGUCAGCAACAAAGUACUCGAAUGUCUGGUCCUUCGCUUCGCCAAAAAUCGGGUCCUCACAGCCGAAGCCUUCGUCAUGGCUCUCGUCCGUCUUCAUUUGGCACACGAGCGAUAUCUCAGCAUUGACUCGAAGAUGAAAGGCAGUCCGCUGUCGCUGGAAGAGAUGAUUUUGAUGACCAUUUACUCGUGAAUGACUUACCUUUGGAACCACCGAUUGUUAAACGAGAUCAAGGAUGACCAUAUAGAAACAAAUAACUAAAACGAAAAACAAUGUUAUUUCAAAAAUACCAGUCAAUUUGCCCCGCUCUUGGAAAAAUGUAUGCAGUAAUCCUGUCUUUUGAUCAACGACGUCCCGUUGAAAUGAUUUUCUUCGCCGACUUCCGACUACGCCACCUUCCAUUUUCGCUUCGAGCAACUUGUUGCCGGAUGUCGCGGCCACGUUCAACCGUUUGGCGAUUGCGAAGAAGAAAGAAAAAGUGUAUAAAUAAGUCCAAAAAAAAAAAAAGACACCGAAGGCUAAUACCAAAAAGUAAAAAAUAAUUCAAGUUUUUUUUUUUUGUUUUUUUUUUGUUUUUUCAAAUGAAACAUUUAACUGCACUUAAUCAAGAAUUGUGUAUUUCAAUCAUUGUU